UUCUCUAUUCGAGUUAAUACUUCUAAAUAAUAAAUACGAAGUUCUAAUACUAAUAAAAAUAUAAAGACUUAAGUCAAAUGUCAGUACUCAAUUUUCAUUUUUUAUUAAUCAGAAGUCUAUCUAGCUCACAAUGUUUUAUUGCAAAAUUAAUAAAUGUUACAUAGAUAUUUAUUGUGGAUAAUGUUUGAGAGUAAAAUGACAAAUAAUUUUUAAACGUUUUAUUUAUAGUCCCAAAUACUUAAAUAAAUAUAUAUUAUAAAAUGAUAGGCGUUUUAUAAUUUGCUUAUGAGUUAUCAUUCUUAAAUAAGGACAAUAAGAUGGAAAAGCAAAAAAAAAGUGAUGAAAUUAAACAAAAUUUAAAAGCUAAAAGUCCUACAAUUAAAUCAGCUUUACAGGAUUGUAGUAUACAAGAUAUUUCUAAUCCUCGUGGCUUAAAUCCAAUAAAAAAGGAAAAUCAUGGCAUGGAAGUAUUAAAAGUAUCAACUCCAAUUAAUCACCAAUCAAAAGCAUUAAAAAAAUUGAAUUUAUUAAGUAAUUUACAAUCAACACCAAAUACUCGGAAUUUUAACAAACCAGAAAUGGAUUCAAGAUUAAUUAUGAACCUCAGUCCAAUUAUGUCUACAUCAACUUUAAAACAAAACUUAUAUAAUCACAAAGAUAUUUAUCAACAUAAAUCACAUGCAGACAUUGAUUUUUCAUUAAAUCCAUUGAAAUACCAGAAUUCAUCAAAUCUUUGUAAAAGCCAUGAAUUAAACAAAUGGAAAAAAAACAAAACUUUGAUUGAACCAACUCAUAAAAGCAAUAUUAAUGAUUCAACAAUUUUACCUGAAAUUGCAAGACAAACAAACGAAGAUAAUAUUAAUGAAAAAGCUAAAAGGUGCUUAUUUGAAAAAGAUACAAAUAGUAUGUCUAAUUUGGAUACAGAUCAAGAUUCACUUAAUAUUUCUUUAGAUAUAUUAGAACAAGUGUGUCAAAUGUCAGAAAUUAUAGAUGAUAGUUUAACUGAGGAUGUAAAAAUAAGUGUUGAUACUGAUAAAAAGAAUAAAAAAUUAGCAUUUUUUCUUUAUGGCAAUAGCACAUCUAAACUUGAUGAUACGGAGGAAGAAAACAAAUUAUUACAAUUGGCAUUAAAUAUGGAAGAUAAUGUAUUGACUGAAUCUAGAUCAAAGAAUAAAUUAUGCUUUGAAGGAGAAUUUACCUCUCUAAAUCAAUUAAAAAAUAAAGAAACUAACUUAUCUAAAAAUGGAAGUGAACAAUCUAAAAGUAAUAAGUUUAACACAUAUAUAUGUGAUUCCAAGUGUAACUUUUUAGAUACUGAAGAUAUUAAUGAUAUUGGAAAUACACAGAUGUGUGAAAUAGCUGAUAUGACAGAACCAUUAGAAUCAUUUGAUGACCAGUGGUCACAACAGUAUACUAGUAAUGUAUCUAAUUUAAGCAAUAAAGUAAAAGAAAAUAAUUUUCAAAAAGAUGUUGAUGCAGUAAUAAGUACAUCAAUAGAUUUAAUUGAUCAUAAAGUAAAUAUAAAAAAAAAAAAAUUAUUAGAUAAUACAAAUGAAAGGCUAAAAAUAUUUCCAUCAAUCGUUAGAGAAGAACUUAAUGAAUUUCCAAUUCUGACUAAGGACAAUACCACAGGAAAUGAUAAUAUAUGUAAAGGUUUUUCAACUGCUGGAGGUAAAUCUAUUAAAAUAUCAGACACAGCCUUACAAAAAGUUCAAACCAUGUUAAAAGAUGAAUUAAAUGAAUCAUCAACAGUUAUUAAAGAUGUAGCCAAUACAAAAACUAAUACCUGUAAAGGUUUCUCAACUGCUGGAGGUAAAUCUAUUAAAAUAUCAGACUCAGCCUUACAAAAAGUUCAAACCAUGUUAAAAGAUGAAUUAAAUGAAUCAUCAACAGUUAUUAAAGAUGUAGCCAAUACAAAAACUAAUACCUGUAAAGGUUUCUCAACUGCUGGAGGUAAAUCUAUUAAAAUAUCAGACUCAGCCUUACAAAAAGUUCAAACCAUGUUAAAAGAUGAAUUAAAUGAAUCAUCAACAGUUAUUAAAGAUGUAGCCAAUACAAAAACUAAUACCUGUAAAGGUUUCUCAACUACUGGAGGUAAAUCUAUUAAAAUAUCAGACUCAGCCUUACAAAAAGUUCAAACCAUGUUAAAAGAUGAAUUAAAUGAAUCAUCAACAGUUAUUAAAGAUGUAGCCAAUACAAAAACUAAUACCUGUAAAGGUUUCUCAACUGCUGGAGGUAAAUCUAUUAAAAUAUCAGACUCAGCCUUACAAAAAGUUCAAACCAUGUUAAAAGAUGAAUUAAAUGAAUCAUCAACAGUUAUUAAAGAUGUAGCCAAUACAAAAACUAAUACCUGUAAAGGUUUCUCAACUGCUGGAGGUAAAUCUAUUAAAAUAUCAGACACAGCCUUACAAAAAGUUCAAACCAUGUUAAAAGAUGAAUUAAAUGAAUCAUCAACAGUUAUUAAAGAUGUAGCCAAUACAAAAACUAAUACCUGUAAAGGUUUCUCAACUGCUGGAGGUAAAUCUAUUAAAAUAUCAGACUCAGCCUUACAAAAAGUUCAAACCAUGUUAAAAGAUGAAUUAAAUGAAUCAUCAACAGUUAUUAAAGAUGUAGCCAAUACAAAAACUAAUACCUGUAAAGGUUUCUCAACUGCUGGAGGUAAAUCUAUUAAAAUAUCAGACUCAGCCUUACAAAAAGUUCAAACCAUGUUAAAAGAUGAAUUAAAUGAAUCAUCAACAGUUAUUAAAGAUGUAGCCAAUACAAAAACUAAUACCUGUAAAGGUUUCUCAACUGCUGGAGGUAAAUCUAUUAAAAUAUCAGACUCAGCCUUACAAAAAGUUCAAACUAUGUUAAAAGAUGAAUUAAAUGAAUCAUCAACAGUUAUUAAAGAUGUAGCCAAUACAAAAACUAAUACCUGUAAAGGUUUCUCAACUGCUGGAGGUAAAUCUAUUAAAAUAUCAGACACAGCCUUACAAAAAGUUCAAACCAUGUUAAAAGAUGAAAUAAAUGAAUCUGUAACUCAGAACAAUAUUAUUAUAAAUUCUAGUAUGUCUAAAGGUUUUUCUACUGCUAGUGGUAAAUAUAUUAAAGUAUCAGACGAGGCCUUAACAAAAGUUCAAACAAUAUUGAAAGAUGAAUGUUUAUUAUCAGUUACAAAUGAUAAGACUAAUACAAACUCUAACAUUUAUAAACAAUUAUUGAAUGCUGAAGAUAAAUCUAUUAGAGAAUUAGACAAAUCAUUACAAAAACAUCAAGUAACAUUUAAAGAUGAUACACAAUUAUUUGAUACUUCACUAAAAACAAUAGCCAUUUCAAGUGAUUAUAAUAAUUCUAACAAAGUCUUAAAAUCAACUAACAAUUCAAAAACUAAAUCAAACUGUUGUGAAAUUUUUAAACACGAAGAAGAAAGUACAUUUGAAGAUGAUUUGUCUUUAAUUAACACAGUUGAAAAGUUUGAAAGAGAUCAAAUUGUUUGUAAACCAAUACUAAGAAAUAAACGUCCAGGAAGUCCUAUAAAUAAAUAUGAAAUUGGUUAUAAGGUUAAAAAAACCGUACGUAAUGAACAAUGGGAAAUCGAUGAAUUAAAUAAUUCAUUUAGUGAUUACUUAUCAAAAAAAUUGAAUGGACCCAAAGUAUCAUUACCAGAAGUUGUUGAUUGGGUCUUACCAAAAAUAUUUACUACUAAAAAGUUUCCUGAAAAUGGUAUAGCAAAAGAACUAAUCAGAAUGAAUAUUGAUAAUGCUAUAAAUUUGAAGUUAUAUUGGGAAAAAAAUUAUAAAUUAUCUGAUGGCCAUAAAAAUAAAAUGUACAAUUUUCAAGAUAUAAAAUACUUUUUUUUAUCGCAUAAUUUUGUUGAUGACAAACUCGUUCCUAAUGGAUGGAUUGAAAACCAUUUUCGUUUUAUAGUCUGGAAAUUAGCUGCUACUGAAAUUUGUUUUCCUGGUCAUUUUGGAAACAAGUUAUUAACUGCAAAAAACAUAAUACACCAACUAUUAUAUAGAUAUUAUAGGGAAAUAGAAAAAUGUCAAAGAUCUGCAUUAAAAAAGAUAUUAGAAAAAGAUGAGACUACAUCAAAAAGGAUAGUUUUAUGUGUUUCAAAAGUUAAUAAAACAAAUUUAGCUGAAACUUAUAAUAUUGAGCUAACUGAUGGCUGGUAUAGUGUUCAAGGACUUAUUGAUCAUGAGAUGAAUAUGCUUUUACAUAAAGGUAUUGUAAAAGUUGGUACUAAACUUAUAAUAUACAAUGCAGAACUUAUUGGUGCUGGAGAAGGAAUUGAUCCAUUAGAUGUUAACAAUGAUGUAAAACUUAAGAUAUCGACAAACAGUACACGAAGAGUACGCUGGCAUGUCAAGUUAGGAUUCUAUAAAAAUUCUACAGUACCCAUACCUAUUAGAUUGGAAUCAGUUCUACCACACGGUGGAAUAAUUGGAUCUCUUUCACUUGUAAUACUGAGAAAGUACCCAAAAAUGUUUCUUGAAAAGAAAACAAAUUCAAAAUCUAUUUUUAGGAAUGAGAAAAUGGAAAUUAUUGAAGCAGAAAAAUAUAAAGCACACCAACAAAAGUCAUUAGAAAUAAUUUCAAAUAAGAUAAAAACUGAGUUAAUUGCCGAAAUAGCCUCUAAAACUAGUAUUUCAAGAAAAUACAUUUCAAGUAUGAAAAAAGAAAAUUUAGAUAAAUUAAGUAUAGAUGAAUUGAACAAUAUUUUAGAAAAUUCCACUGAUCCUUUGGAAAUCCAAUCAUUGCUCAGUUAUGAAAAAUUGGAAGCUCUUAAAGACUUUAAAAAAUCAGAGCAAGAAAGAUUCUAUAAUGAACUUCAAAAUAGGGUCAAUAGAGUAUUUAAUGAACAAUUUAAAGAUGCUCGCAAAGUCAUACCUAUGAUAAAGUUACGCGUUGUUGAUAAAAAAUAUGUUUCUACUGGCUUUAAAGCAGCUUUACUUACAAUUUGGAGUCCGUCAGAGGAUGUCACUGAUAUCUUGAACAAAUCUACUGAAGGUCAAUGUUGUACAUUCCACCAUAUUUCUACUAAUGGAUUUAUGAAUGGUGAACUACAAUUAUCAGCCAACAAAAAUACUCGUUUUGAUUUUCAAGGGUAUAAUAAUGAAUAUGCAAAACGUGAUGUUGUAAACUUUAAAAGUAUUUUGUCUGGUACAUUUUUACCACUAUUUGGUGAAUUAGAUUUUGUUGGUAUUGUAGUAUCAAUUGCUAAUAAAAACAAUGCUUAUAAUGAAAUCUACGUAUCAGACAAAGAAAUGAAUAUAAUCAGUAUUUUGUUCCGAGGCAAUAUUAAGGAAUAUGGUUAUGAUGACAUGAUGUAUCCAGGCAGUAUAAUAUCAGGAGUUAAUAUUCAAUUUAAAGGAUUCAAUAAUUUAUCUUCUAUACCUAAGUUAUAUAAUACAGAGCAAUCUUUAUUUACAACAAACCCUAAGACUGAUUAUAUUUUAAAAAAAUUUGAUGAAUAUAAAAUGUUUAUGAAAAAGCCUGAAAAUCAAGAUUUUUUGGUAUGCUGCCAAACUAAACUUAAUGAAAUUUGUAAUGGACAUGGAGAAACAACAACAAUAAAUAAUGAGCAAUGUUUAAAUAAAUCAAAAAAUGCAUUGCAUAGAUCUUAUGGUGAAUUACCUGUUACCGUUGUGAGAACUUCUAAUACAUCUCAAUCUGAAUUUUCUCCUGCUCAAAAAAGAAUAAAAAUGCUAAAUUCUUAUGGAAAAACACCACCAUUAAAUAUUGUUCACACUAAACCACCAGAUAAAAAACUGAUGGGUCAAUUUAAAACACCAACCCGAUUAUAAAUGUAUAUAUUUUAUAAGUUCAACUAUUAAUUUAAGUUAAAAUAGGUUGUUUGUAUGAUAAAUUUGUUGUUUAUUUUAUUUAAAAGUAGAAAUUAAUUAAAUUAUUAUGUGAAGUCAUUACUAAACUAUAUUAUGUGUUAUACUAAUUGAAAUAUAAAUAAAUAUAAAUAUUUUAAAAAUCAAAUUCUUAAUAUAAAUGAAA
Rhopalosiphum padi (bird cherry-oat aphid) is the source of this 5991-nucleotide messenger RNA. RefSeq names its product breast cancer type 2 susceptibility protein-like. Gene Ontology annotation, biological process: double-strand break repair via homologous recombination; regulation of DNA-templated transcription. The record is from RefSeq and is a predicted model, not a curated record. The transcript has 16 exons. Gene Ontology annotation, cellular component: nucleus. NCBI's taxonomy places the organism in Eukaryota, Metazoa, Arthropoda, Insecta, Hemiptera, Aphididae. Bases 318 to 5789 code for a protein of 1823 amino acids.